Messenger RNA from Cetraspora pellucida, 1641 nucleotides. The record is from the annotation of a GenBank genome assembly. Lineage: Eukaryota; Fungi; Glomeromycota; Glomeromycetes; Diversisporales; Gigasporaceae.
AUGACCAAAACUCAAGCGUACUUUGGGCCCCACAUACAAGUAUACACGAACGAGACUAACUUUAAAGAGACUCCUGUGGGGUUUUUAAGACCUGUUAAUGAUCUUCAACAAACAAUAAAACUACUGGAAAAACGUGAUGUACCAAAGAUGCCAGAAAGUCCAGUCACGCUUAAAGCAUCUAAAUCACCAAAAUCAUCUAAAUCCAAAAGUCAAAUAGAACAAGAGUUCCUAUCAAUACAGGCGCGUGCUUUGGGUCAAUUAAAAUCUGCUCUUAAAACAGCCUUAGGCAGAUUUAAUAAAAAACCGCCAAAGUUUCAAAAUAAAGAUGAUUACAUGAUUAUGACUCAUGUGACAUCUUUUUUUGAAAAAGCAAUUUAUAAUCUGCAAGGUUAUUAUGAGUACAAAAGUUCUCCCAAAGCCUUGCAUGUAUUUGGAGGAGUUCCAACUGUGAAGACAGGAUUACUAACUAAUUUAGAUAUUACUUAUAAGGAAUUUGGCUCUGCUUCAUCAUCUCGAUCUAAUAAACAAUUAAUUAUGUCAAAUGAUGUUGUUGCUUCAUCAUCUCGAUCUAAUAAACAAUUAAUUAUGUCAAAUGAUGUUGUUGCAUCAUCUCAGCUUAAUGAUGUUGUUACUUCUUCAUCUCGGCUUAAUGAUGUUACUUCAUCAUCUCGACUUAAUUCAAAUGAUGUUGUUGCCAUAUCUAAAAAAGGUAACAUAGAUUCUCCCCAAACUAACAAAGCAUUGAUUGGAAAUGCUCUAAAAUUUCCAAUCAUAAUCGAAUGUGAUGAUGAUCGAGAUUUCCAAAGUGGUGAUAGAGAAUCUCCAAUCGUGUUAGAUAGUGAUGAUGAAAAAGACCUCCAUUUAAAGAGAAAAUCUUUACCAAAUGACUGUGACAAUGGUGUCGGUCCUUCUAAUAAAAGACUUAGAAGCGUGAAAGUUGAAAAUGAUACCUUGGGAGAUUUUAUUCCUCUUGAACCCAUCACGUUAUCAGACCUUAAUACACUGCAACCUGUUUUUCUUCGUAGUACUCAAAAUUUUAACGGAAUUUAUGCAAGUAAAUCUAUGAAGAAGAAGCAAAAAGCUGAAUUAAACCAGUUCAUUGAUUCAAACAGACUCAUUAAAGGUAUCACCAAUCUGAGGACUGAUUUACCUCCUAUUCCUCCGAUAGAUGAUCCGUGCUUUGCGACGAUGGCGGUCGGUUAUCAUUCUCACAAUGAUCAAUGGGAAACUCUCGAAUUCCUUGGCGAUAGAGUCUUAACUUCUUGCCUUUUGAAAUUAGCAAAGAGUCGGUACAGUACAAAAUAUUGUACAAAAGAAAUCAGUAAAAGUGUUUCAGUAAUGGCCACCAAUAAAAUUUUGGCGGCAUAUACUAUAACACUUGGUCUCCAAAAACUUAAUGGUAUGGAUUUUCCAGUAAUCAUAAAGCUUCAUGCUGAUGCUUUUGAAGCAUACUUUGGAGCAUAUUAUCUAGCAUGCGGGGAAUUGGCAACUUGUUUAUAUCUCGAGUGCCUAAUGACCCCGCUGUUCGAUCUUAUUGUUGCUCAUAUCGCAUCUGGUAACAAUAUUACAAAUACAUGCGAUAUAGCCUCAAAGUACUUUUCAAUGCCAUGGAUUCAUGGUGUUACUCGUCUUCAACGGUAA